AUGCGUGCAGCUAGCACGGCCGUGAUCAGCUCGAGGCGAGGUAUCGAUACGUACUUCAAUGUGGCAAUCCGUGCCUUGGCAAAAAAUAGUUUCGUCUUGCGGUCGUCACGCGUCGCAGAUAAGGUGCAGUUUUGCCUUCGUCGCCUGACUGCUUUGGCUGAGUUGGCCCGGCAUCCGAAUCUCACCCAGUCUGGCCAGGCUCAAUAA
Molecule: messenger RNA, 207 nt
Organism: Echinostoma caproni
Lineage: Eukaryota; Metazoa; Platyhelminthes; Trematoda; Plagiorchiida; Echinostomatidae
Source: the annotation of a GenBank genome assembly